This is a messenger RNA of Effrenium voratum, 831 nucleotides long. Lineage: Eukaryota; Dinophyceae; Suessiales; Symbiodiniaceae. The record is from the annotation of a GenBank genome assembly.
AGGCAGGCGAAUUGGCUCAAGCGCUCAAGCCAGCGUGCGUUGGGUUUCGGCGUUGGGCAGCAAGCAUGUUUUGCUACUGCUGCGAUGCCAAACAAUCCGACAUGGAGCUCAAGCCCGUCGACGUGAUGCCAGUGCUCGAACGAGAGGAGCUCGUGGAGAAGCGAGAGCCACAAGAGCCAGUGCAAGAUGCCACCCCGGAGGCCAAGGCAGCGAGUCCGCCAGCGAAGGCUCCGGAGCCGAAAGCGGUGGACAGCGGGGUCUUCACGGCCAGCAUCGCGAUGCCGGAGAAGCCGCGCACGCUGGGCCUGGAGUGGGAUGACAUCGACGCGAAAGGGCCAAUGAUCGUCGGAUUCUCCGAGGGGAUUGUGCUGAAGUUCAACCAGGAUCAGCCGGCCAAGGCGCUGCGGGUCUACGACCGGAUCACCAGCGUGAAGGGGGCCUUUGGACACGUGAAGAAGCUUUGCUCCAGCCUGCAAGCGGCUAUGGAAAAGGACGACGAGCUGGUGGUCACCGUGACGCGGCCGAAGCAGCUGUCCAUCUCGGUGGCCAAGGGCGACGAGCCGCUCGGAGCCCAGCUGAACUUCAAGGACUCCUCCGCGGGGCUUACUGUCGUCCAAGUUGCAGAUGGAGGAGCGCUUGCAAAGUGGAACACCGCCAAUCCCGAGAACGCCAUCCUGCCGGGAGAUCGCGUCAUCAAGAUCAACGGCAAGCUGCUCAAAGGUGGUCAGAUGGUGGAGGCGUUCAAGAAGGAGACAACACUGGAACUCACCCUGCUUCGUUACUGAGCCGCCCCGGGGGUCGGAGAACGACUGCGGUUGAUUCGAGAGCUAC